AAGCCACUGCUUCGUGAAGGACGUUACAUAUUUUGAUAUGUACAUUUAAUGAAAUCUUACCGGAUGUCUUGUGAAUUUUUUUAAUUGCAAUCUCUCUUUACUGGACAAGAAGAUAAAGCUAAAGAGCGACUGGAGGUGAAAAGCAUGACUUCAUUUUGACGGUGAAAUUAAAAUAUACCGUCCAUCGAUAAAAGAGUAUUCUUUGGAUUCCGAUUUUAGAGUUAAUACAUAACAAUAAGCAGUUACAGGGGUUUCCUCUCAGUAUCGGAUUAGGGAUUUAUAGCUUCCCUCAUUACAAUAUGAAGUGGUUGGUUUAUUUCAGCUUGUGUGUAAUAUUCACGGAUUUGGCGAUUCCGGCUAAUAUCACAGAGGUGAACACUUUGUAUACUGACUUAAUGUCUGGUUACAACAAAUACAUACGCCCACUGACAUCGACAAGUGAUCCUAUGUACGUGAAUGUUACGUUUUCUCUCCUUGGAAUUAAGGAAUUUGACGAAGUUAAUGGCAAGUUUUCUGUAAAUGGUUUCUUUAUGAUUACAUGGUCCGAUUCACGUCUAGCAUGGGCGCCAUUACUUUAUAACAAUAUUUACACCAUUGAGCUUCCAGAAUCGAAGGUCUGGAUUCCAAAUCUAACACUUUUAAACUCCUACGAGCGUGUGGAAAGUCUCGGGAGAGGCAUAGUUCCCGUCACAGUCACAUCUACUGGAAAGGCAUUUUGGUCUCCUGGUGACGUCAUAUCAAGCGCAUGCGACGUAGAUGUGACAUAUUAUCCAUUUGAUACCCAGUCUUGCAGCAUGAUGUUAACGUGUUUCGGAUUUGCUCCAACUGCCAUCGUUACGCAAGCGCCGGAUACCGAGAUCAACAUGGCCUUUUUCUCGGAACACGGAACAUGGGAACUACUGGAUAAAAAAAUAAACACAUUUUUAAAUCCUGGCACCUCCUACAUUAGUAUCAGCAUGGACAUGAAAAGGCGCCCAGCGUUUGCCGUCAUCAACAUUGUCCUUCCGAUGCUUUUCAUGGUGGUUUUGAAUUUACUAGUAUUUGUAUUACCCGUGGAGAGCGGGGAACGACUGUCCUACUCCAUCACCGUGCUUCUUGCGAUUGCCGUGUUUUUAACACUCGUCGGUGACAACCUGCCCAAAACAUCAAAACCGACCGCCAUUUUGUCAUACUUCCUUCUUGCAGAUUUGGUACUGAGCUCUCUGAUUUGUGUCUUUGUUAUUCUUGGUUUGGCUAUCUAUUACAAGGACGACUCUGAAAAACCCGUACCGAAAAUAAUCGCAAAAUUAUGUUGCCAUCGAAGAAAACGUACAGGCGGAAUUAAAAACAUAACCGUUGUAGAACCUUACAAUGAAAGGUCGACAGAAGACAAGAAGUUUUCUGUGCCUGAUAAUGAAGAUGAGGACUGGGAAAAGGUGACAUGGAAAAUGGUUUCUAACUGUUUUGAUUGGAUAGUUUUCGUCACGUGUCUGGUGGCCAUCAUCAUAUCGACAAUCCUGUACUUUUUCAUGACAAUGUAGUGAUACAUAACUUUCUCACAUUAUCAGCAGCGUGAGGCUGACUUAAGGUGGCUCAUUACAGCAAUAUUUCAUUUCAUGGCUCGUUAAAACACCUCUAAUUUGUAUGACUUAUAUUUCACCAUCGAAAGUGUGAUGAAAGCUCAAUUACUUCAUAUAUUAUUUUUUUUUUUUUGUCGUGAUUUUUCCGAAAUGAUCAAAAGGUGUUUUGUUUGCAAAUAAGAGAUUUUAGAGUACAGAUUUCGCUGUAAUUUGAUGCAUGAUAUGAAUAUCUAAUAAAAAAAAAAACCAUAAAAGGCUAAGAUA
Messenger RNA from Ostrea edulis (European flat oyster), 1823 nucleotides. Its product is annotated as neuronal acetylcholine receptor subunit alpha-6-like. NCBI's taxonomy places the organism in Eukaryota, Metazoa, Mollusca, Bivalvia, Ostreida, Ostreidae. Bases 300 to 1520 code for a protein of 406 amino acids. The transcript has a single exon. Gene Ontology annotation, molecular function: neurotransmitter receptor activity; transmembrane signaling receptor activity; extracellular ligand-gated monoatomic ion channel activity. Gene Ontology annotation, cellular component: membrane; synapse; neuron projection. Gene Ontology annotation, biological process: chemical synaptic transmission; nervous system process; regulation of membrane potential. The record is from RefSeq and is a predicted model, not a curated record.